ACAAUGCAAACGGUGCAGGCAUGCAUGACAAUGAUUAACUGUAUAGAAUAAAUUAUCGUGAACCAGGAAGCCCUCAUUAAAAUCAUACAGCAAGAAAUGGAUAACGACACAUAUAUAUCCGAGAAACUUGAAAAGUGGAAUAGUGAACUGGCCAGAGGGUUAACUCCGAAUAAUGUGAUCCUCUCUCUGUAUAUCAUUUUAGGAUUUGUGGGAAAUUCUAUCGUCAUCAUAGUUUAUAGAUUUAAAAUGAAAGGCAACAAAGAAGAAAGGUAUUUUAUCCCAUUUCUUGCCUUUGCAGAUUUGUGGGCCUCCUUUGUAUGCGGUUCAUUUGGAAUUGCUCUUAACAUGAUGCAAGCCCAAUUUAAUAACACAGAUUUGUGCAAAGCGUGGUGGUUCUUCGCAGCUUUUACAACUUUUUGUUCUCUUUUUAUUCUUUUGAUAAUUUCUGUGCACAGAUAUCGAAAGGUCUGCAAGCCUCUUGGCAAACAGAUGAUAUUAAAGUGGAAAAGAGUUGCGUUGUGUGUAGCGUUAAUAACAGCGUUCACCUUAUCUGUGCCCAUGACUCAUUUUUAUGGUUCUGUACCCUUUCCCAAUGAUGCAGAGGGUAUAACUGGUUUAAGAUGCAGCAGACUGAAGACCGUCAACAAAACUGGGUCUUUGAUUUUUGGAGGAAUCGUAGUCCUGACAGCAAUAACAAUCAUCGUUACUCUUAUCUGUCUUUAUACCAAAAUAGGAUACACUAUUCUUAAGCAUUUCAAGUAUACGAAGACAAGUAACAAUUUGGGGACAGAACACGCCAGUAAGACCGAUCAAUCCCAAGUUGGAGUCUCAAGUAGUGAUAACCCACUGAGUGAUACAGAAAAUGGGACCGAAGACACCGGAUUGUCCAGCAUUCAGUCUGCCCCAACUUCUUCUACAGCAACAGGAACGCCCCCUACCAUCGAUACAACACCCACUGUAAGAAAAACAGUUCCCUUCAAGUCCAGUGCAAAGAAAAGGAAAGAGAAAGACAACCGUAAAGUUGUCUACAAAUUCACUCUGAUGUUCAUGCUAAUCACAGUCAUUUUCCUCAUCUGCUAUAUCCCAAAGGUCAUUAUUAUGCUGCUAGAAGCCAGGAAUCCCAAAUUUUGGGAGGAAUUCUCGGACUCUGCUAGAGCUGGGGUCUUGUUUGUGUACAGAAUGUACAUCAUAAACAAUAUUACUAAUCCUUUCAUAUACGCUUUCCUGGACAAUAUGUUUGCAAAAGAGAUAAAACAUUUCUUCACACUCUGCAGAUGCUAGAAUCAAAU
Molecule: messenger RNA, 1289 nt
Organism: Saccostrea cuccullata (small rock oyster)
Lineage: Eukaryota; Metazoa; Mollusca; Bivalvia; Ostreida; Ostreidae
Product: cholecystokinin receptor-like
Exons: 1
Coding region: 97-1281 (394 amino acids)
Biological process (GO): neuropeptide signaling pathway
Cellular component (GO): plasma membrane
Molecular function (GO): neuropeptide receptor activity
Source: RefSeq, a predicted model, not a curated record